CCCAAAAAAAAAAAUAAAACCAACCCCGAGUGGAGAUAUGGCGAUACACCCAGUCUCUGUGGAAACAUACCAAUUCGCCUGCCCAGCUUGCCAAGGAGCGGCUAGCGGGCUAGCAGCGUAACUUUCCUCUCGCGGUGUCACUCGGAAGCUGCGGAGCCCACUUCCUCGCUAGCCGACCUCUUCGUACCUGAAGCAAGCUGGCGGCCCUCCGAGUAGAAGCCGAGGACAAGGAGCUGGGGCCGAUGGCCUGGGUGCUGAAGAUGGACGACGCCACCAUUGAGUCGGGGCUGGUGCACGACUUCGAUGCCAGCCUGUCGGGCAUCGGGCAGGAGCUGGGGGCUGGAGCCUACAGCAUGAGCGAUGUGCUGGCUCUGCCAAUCUUUAAGCAGGAGGACUCCAGCCUUCCUCCUGAAAACGAGACCAAAAAUCCCCCAUUCCAGUAUGUGCUGUGCGCCGCCACCUCGCCUGCUGUCAAGCUGCACGACGAGACGCUCACAUACCUAAACCAAGGCCAGUCUUACGAGGUGCGUAUGUUGGACAACAGGAAGCCAGGGGAGUUACCAGAGCUCAACAACAAGAUGGUGAAGAGCAUAGUGCGAGUGGUGUUUCAUGACCGCCGGCUGCAGUACACAGAGCACCAGCAGCUAGAAGGCUGGAAGUGGAAUCGUCCUGGUGACCGUCUCCUUGACAUCGAUAUCCCCAUGUCAGUGGGCAUUGUGGAGCCGAAGACUCACCCCUCCCAGCUUAACGCUGCAGAGUUCCUGUGGGACAUGAACAAAAGAACUUCUGUUUUUGUGCAGGUGCACUGCAUCAGCACAGAGUUCACUCCCAGGAAGCACGGUGGAGAGAAGGGUGUCCCCUUCAGGAUCCAGUUUGACACGUUCGCCCAGGGAGAUAGUGGAGAGUACACAGAGCACCUCCACUCUGCCUCCUGCCAAAUCAAAGUCUUUAAGCCAAAGGGGGCAGAUCGUAAGCAAAAGACAGACAGGGAGAAGAUGGAGAAACGCACACCGCAAGAGAAGGAAAAGUACCAGCCUUCUUAUGAUACCACUAUCCUGUCAGAGACGAGGCUUGAACCCAUCAUAGAGGAUGCGGGUGACCACGAGCUGAAAAAGUCCAGCAAGCGGACACUUCCCGCUGACUGUGGCGACUCCCUGGCCAAGAGAGGCAGUUGCUCCCCUUGGCCAGACAACGCCUACGUCAGCACCAACCAGGCAGCUACUCCCUCCUUCACCUCCACCCCACUGUCCACCUACGCAACCUCUUCAGUACCGGACAGUGACUCGUCCUCACCCAAUCACCAGGCCGACCCUGGCAGCCAUGGCAACUCGGAGGUUAGUCUGCAAUCUUCUCACCUGUACGAACUGGUGGAAAACCAGUUUCAUGUCACUGACGGAGAAACACAGCAGCUGAGCCCCACUGCCUCCAUACAGGAUGCACAAAAGUGGCUCCUGAAAAAUCGCUUCAACUCCUACACACGACUCUUCUCUCACUUCUCAGGUUCUGAUUUGUUGAAGCUAACCCGGGACGACCUGGUCCAGAUUUGUGGGCCAGCAGAUGGGAUCAGACUCUUCAAUGCACUUAAAUCCAGGUCAGUGCGUCCCAGGCUGACGGUGUACGUCUGUCAGGAGUCCCAUCGGGAGAGCCCCCUGCUGGAAAGACACGGCACCAGUGAAAACGGAGAACACAGCAUUUCCUCUAGUUUACACGUGUAUCAUGCUCUGUACCUAGAGGAGCUCACAGCAGCAGAACUGAUCCGCAAGAUGGCGUGUGUGUGCAACCUUCCACUGGGAACGAUCAACCAGGUGUACAGACAGGGUCCUACAGGCAUACACAUCCUGCUCAGCGACCAGAUGGUUUACAACUUGCCUGACGAGAGCUGUUUUUUGAUCAGCACUGUCAAAGAUGAACUGGGCGAAGGACUCCAUCUAAUUCUAAAGUAGUGAGGAGGACAGAUGGCAUCACUAAUACUCCACCCUCUGUUUUGGAGCAGAAGCCUCCCUCUGUCCCUCUCUGCCUGCCUCCACUCUUUCCUCGUACUUCCUCCCGUUCUCUCUAAACGCUCGCUCGAUGGAAAGCAGAGACUGCGCUAAAGCCAUGUAAAUGUUAGAAUCUGACAUGGGUGUGUCCACUGUUUCAUAUUGAAAACACUAUUAACGGAGGAGGCUAGUUAAAAGAGGAGAGACUGGAGGGAUAUGGGGUUGGGGGGAAAGAAAAUGAUGUUGUAUGUAUUUUGAUUUUAUUAUUUUAUUUUUUGUCUUUUAUAUGGUUUCUGUUGGAGAAGGGAGGGGGAGGCUCCAAGAGAGAGGGGAGAGUGACAUUCUGGCCUUCAGGUGAAGGAAAGAAAGCAGAGUUUCCUUAUUGCUCGUUGCCCUUCUUACACAACGCGCACAACCAGCACUAGGCCAGUAUUUGAUAACCUGUACUGCUGAACAGCAUGCAAUCUCAACAUACUAACUUGCUUAAAGGAAAAAUCCCAAUUUACUCUGCUUAUUUAACAUUCUUGACAGGGUUGUCUAGAUAAACCAUUUAUUGAUCAGCUGAGCUUGAUAACCUCUGAAAUACCCUGGCAAAAUUUGUGGAAGUGGCCUCAUUUAUGGAUGUUGACACCAACAUUCAGGUUUUUUUUUCCUCUGACUUUGUCAGAUGAACGGAUUUCAUUAACUUUUGUCACUACAGUCAUCCCAUGUGAUUUUAGACUUCCAGCCAUAUCUCUCUCUGUUGACGCCACGUCACACUCUCCUAGCGUACGUCCUGUUUGGCUGGCGCUUUUACCAUUUUUAGUUAAUGCUUUAUUUAUGGAUCAGUUGUUUCUCUCGCGCUCAUUGAAUUUACUUGUUUCUGGUGCCAUAUUGGCUUUUUAACACAAUAUUUUAGUCCCAUUCACAAAACACAGUGCACACACACCUCUUCUUUGACUCCUCUGCUUUCUGUGCUGACUUUGAAACACUGAUUUAGAGGGAUGCGGUUUACGCCUUCUGGGAUAUUGGCCAUAAACUUGCAAAAUAAAAAGAGGAACAAACCUCUAUAGAUGACUGAUAUGUGGAGCAGUAACGCCUAUCCAAAAACCUACUAUAAUGUGGACCAAACGGGUUUCAGAUUGAUGGGCACUUUUUGAGGAAAAUCUUCAUUACUCACUAGAAGCAUUUGUAAAAUUGAUCAAAUGGUAAAUGAAACCCUCAUCUAGUGGAGUUGCUUGUUUGCAGCAUGUGCUUAAUAAUAAACCCUCCAUUCCAGGAUCUGCUCUGCAAGAAACAGCCCAACACACAGCAGGCUGGCAGAAAUGUAUCACUGCGGUAGCCUGGUUUCAAUAGUCUUAUCCUGUAGACUAGAAAAUCAUGGCAGCUCCACGUCCAUCUUCAAAAUCUUGUGUUUUUAAUGUAGCUGAACACAGGAAUUACAGGUCACAUGUUUUGAGUGCCCUUACCUUUGAAAAGUGACAAAGUCUCACACAGGUCCUGGGAGUCGCUGUUUGUUUAGUUGACCUCCUUUGAUUUUGGUGCACAAUGUCUGGCAAAGUGCAUACAGUUUGCACCCCUCUAAGUGUCAGGUGGUGUGUGCGUGUGUGUGUGUGCAUGUGUAUCAUUUUUCGUUCUUGCAAAGAAAACCUAAUUAUGUCAGUAGUUGUCAUAAACUUUUUCCUGUUGGUAUGAAGAAACUGUGUUUAGCUUGCUGUUUAGUAAAGAGCAUGUGGGAAGAUGGGGGAGGGAGGGAGGGAUAAAUUUGGUUCUUGGUGAGUGUAACACCUCCUUCUUCUUCCAGAUGUUAGAGACCAAGUCUGCACUGAAAAAUCACAAACUCAAGCUUGAUGUGUAGUCAGUAGUCCUUCAGCCACACCCUAUUCUUAUCCGCCUAUAAGGAGGAGAACAAAAGAAAAAGACUGUAGAGACUAAAAAGCGUCUGUGAUUUUGUCUCACCAUGCGCCAGAGCCAGGACUGUAGCUCUUGUGGUGUUUACAAGGACAUGAGUACCACAGCACAGUACACUGUGUCCAUCGACUCAAAAAUUAGUAUCGGAGCGGAUGUGAUACCAAGUCGGGCAAACUCUGGUGAGCAGGUUUGGUCCCCCUUCGGCCUGACCAGUCGUCCGUCUGUCUGUGUGACUGAGUGUGUGUGUGCGUGUGUGAGAGAGCGAGAGAGAGUGAGCGUGAGCAGGAGAGGUGACCACCGUUCAUGUACAGCCUAUUGUCAAUGAUGAUGCUUCUCGUGUGCACAGUAUCGUAUGCUGGGGAUGUACACAACCACAUGUGCUGGGAAUAAAUGAUUUCAUAACUUUC
Messenger RNA from Morone saxatilis (striped sea-bass), 4276 nucleotides. RefSeq names its product upstream binding protein 1 (gene ubp1). The record is from RefSeq and is a predicted model, not a curated record. Gene Ontology annotation, biological process: regulation of transcription by RNA polymerase II. NCBI's taxonomy places the organism in Eukaryota, Metazoa, Chordata, Actinopteri, Moronidae. The transcript has 16 exons. Bases 243 to 1943 code for a protein of 566 amino acids. Gene Ontology annotation, molecular function: DNA-binding transcription activator activity, RNA polymerase II-specific; RNA polymerase II cis-regulatory region sequence-specific DNA binding. Gene Ontology annotation, cellular component: nucleus.